This is a messenger RNA of Oldenlandia corymbosa var. corymbosa, 699 nucleotides long. NCBI's taxonomy places the organism in Eukaryota, Viridiplantae, Streptophyta, Magnoliopsida, Gentianales, Rubiaceae. The record is from the annotation of a GenBank genome assembly.
AUGAGUUUAGAUGGAUAUGAUGACAAGCAUGAAUCCUUAGGCAGGAAGGGUGUUGUAAAACAUUUGGUUAAGAAGAGAGCUUUGAAAUGUUCCCGGGUUCAGAUGAAGAAGUUUGGUUUAAAGAAGAGUAGGAAAUCUCAAAGGUGCAGAAAGUUUAAAACUAAGAGACUGCAUGGGACUGCAAUUGCUGUUAUGAAAUUCACAGAUGAUCUGGAUGAACCAGGAAUUGUGCUAGUUGCCGACUCUAGAAGCACUUUUGAAGACCAUGAUGUGCAUGAUAAUGAAGUUGAUGUUCUUUGGUGUGAUAAUACGGUUAAAAUUAAGAGACUGGGUUCUAGAUAUCCUUUGUACUUUGCAGCUGCGGGUGAUUUUAGAGAAGGGAAUGAGUUGUAUGGGUUUUUAUUAUCAUAUCCAGAGGUAGACAAUGCUCAAGGUGUGGCCCAACUUCUCAGUGAGUGGAGUUCGCUAUUGUUGGAAGGUCUUCUAGAAGAUUAUCAUUCCUUCUUUGAAGAUCCUGUAAAAGACGAAUACCUCGCGGAUGAUUGCAUUGCGUGUGUUGGUGAAUUUCUUCAAGAGAACAUCUGUUAUGCGGCUAGUCAAGAUAAUUGUACAGGUGGACGCUUUUCAGCACAUACAUUGGUCCUGCACCAGUUGAUCGUCUGUUUGAGAGAGGGGCUAUCAACCAAAUUCCCUUGCUGA